Molecule: messenger RNA, 594 nt
Organism: Malania oleifera
Lineage: Eukaryota; Viridiplantae; Streptophyta; Magnoliopsida; Santalales; Ximeniaceae
Exons: 1
Coding region: 1-594 (197 amino acids)
Source: RefSeq, a predicted model, not a curated record
AUGUUGAUCUUCAUCCAGGCCUAUGACUACCAUAUGUGGAAUGUCAUCACUGAAGGAGACUACACCUUCAAAAAUGAAGACGGUGAUGACAUACCACUUGGAAAACUUCCCGAGGCAGAUGCAAGGCUAGUACAACUCAACUUUAAGACCAAGAACUUCUUAUAUUGCGCCAUAAGCGAUGAAGAGUACAACCGAAUAUGCAGAUGCAACACGACCAAGGAAAUGUGGGAAAAGCUUCAGGUAACAUACGAAGGUACUACCCAGGUAAAAAGAUCAAAAAUUUAUAUGCUAGUAAAAGAAUAUGAAAUGUUCAAAAUGGAAGAAGGUGAGACAAUUACAGCUAUGUUCACUCGAUUCACACACAUCACUAAUGGACAAAAAACUCUCAGUAGAAAGUACUCUAUGGAAGAUAAUGUGCAGAAAGUCCUUCGUUCACUACCGACAUCUUGGCACGCCAAGUCCACAGCAAUUGAAGAAGCAAAGGACCUCUCAAAGGUCACACUUGACGAACAAAUUGGGUCUCUCAUGACCUAUAAGAUCAAGAAGAAAAUGCUGUUGCAGAAGCUAAAGUACCCAAGAAGGCUACCGGAAUAG